Thalassophryne amazonica is the source of this 3136-nucleotide messenger RNA. It is a transcript of the gene spry1, whose product is annotated as sprouty homolog 1, antagonist of FGF signaling (Drosophila). The coding region runs from base 675 to 1739 and encodes 354 amino acids. The transcript has 2 exons. Gene Ontology annotation, biological process: multicellular organism development; animal organ development; negative regulation of Ras protein signal transduction. NCBI's taxonomy places the organism in Eukaryota, Metazoa, Chordata, Actinopteri, Batrachoidiformes, Batrachoididae. Gene Ontology annotation, cellular component: cytosol; membrane. The record is from RefSeq and is a predicted model, not a curated record.
CUUUCACAUCUGCCCAAUGAAUCAGGAGCGGAUGCGAUGUAUCCUUUUUCAGCGGCCUCAAUGGCCAAUGGGAGUUGGCUUGUGGAGCAAACACUGAGCUCAGUGCGCUCUCAUUCAUUCAGCGCACGGCAGAGCCGCAAAGAGCGCAGAGCUGCAAAGAGCGCACCGGCGCACAGACGAGCCGAUGCCACCAAACUCUGCGCACACACGCCAACACCGCAGACUGCACUUGGAUAUAAUAAGCUCGCUCAUUUUACGAUUUGAGUUCUUCCCUCUUUUUUGAUUGUUGUGCAAAAGCAGCUCGGACUGGAACUCCUGCAACCGGGUUGCGCUGCCUUAAGUUCGAACCGAAUCAGCGCGCAGCUCCUCUUCGGUGCAUUUCAUCCUCCGGAGCUCCAGCGUUGGAUUUUACUUUCAUCCUGGCAGCAAUGCACGCGUAAAGCGGCACUAAAAUAAAGUAAAAUAAAAGAAACUCUCGAAGAAAAAGGGAAUUACGCAAAGGGAUACGCUCGCACUUGGAUUAUCAGACUGUGAAUGUUGCGCAGUGGACGUUCGGUCAGUGCGUCUCGUUUUGGGAGUUUUGGUGGACUGUUUGGUUGAUGGAUUCGGGUGCAUAUAGGUUUUCCGAUGCAUGCCAAGUCCACAGUGAAUGUCGGAAGUGGUGAUCCCCCCAGAUGGAGCUCCAAAGUCAACAUGGCCCCGGCGGUUCAUUAGUGGUGAUCCAGCAGCCUUCCCUGGAGGGCCGGCAGAGGUCGGAUUACGAGCGGGAGCUCCAGCAUGCUGCCAUUCUCUCCCUGGACCAAAUCAAGGCCAUCCGCACCAGCAACGAGUACACAGAGGGGCCCUCGGUGGUGCGGAGGCCUCCUGCACCUCGCAUGCCCCCCAGGACCCAGGACAAGCAGGAGAGGACUCAUGAGGUUAUUCUCGUCAACGCGAACAACAACUAUGAGCACCGGCCACUAGGUCACCACCAUCACGGGGGACAGCAAUACAGCGGGUCACGGGUGCCAGGGCUCAGCCGCUCAACUAGCACAGGAAGUGCUGCCAGUUCAGGGAGCAACAGCAGUGCGUCUUCUGAGCAGGGACUGUUGGCACGCUCUCCCCCCACCAGGCCUGGCAUGAGCCUACAGCACCACCACCGAGCGGAGCGGCCCGUUCGGACUCAGCCCAAGCCCAAGGCCCUUUUACAGCCCCAGCAGGGACCCCACUGUCACCAGACUCCGCUGGAUGCACUGCUGAAGCCCCCAGGCAAAGGAAAAUCAGACUUUUCUGGCACCGGCAGCGGGUUGGCGGCGGCGGCUGUAGGGCACCAGUUCAUCUGUGAGCGCUGCGGGAAGUGCAAAUGCAGUGACUGCACUGCUCCCAGGAGCCUGCCAUCGUGUCUGGCGUGCAACGGCCAGUGCCUGUGCUCCGCUGAGAGCGCACUGGAGCACGGCACGUGCAUGUGCCUGGUGAAGGGCAUCUUCUACCACUGCUCCAAUGACGACGAGGGGGACUCGUGCGCCGACCACCCGUGCUCGCUGUCACGUUCCCACUGCUGCUCUCGCUUCCUGUGCAUGGGAUUAAUGUCGGUACUCUUCCCCUGUCUACUAUGCUACCCGCCUGUCAAGGGCUGUCUGAAGGCGUGCCAGAGCUGCUAUGACCGGGUGAACAGGCCCGGCUGUCGCUGCAAGAACUCCAACACUGUCUAUUGCAAACUGGAGAGCUGGGCCCCACAGAGCCAGGAAAAACCUUCCUGAUCACCCCUGUGUGUCUGGGGUGGCAUGUGCACGGGAGACUCUUAAUGUGGAUUUUAUGAUGACAAUAAUAAUGAUAGUCACAAGUUAAUGUUUAUCAAACAUUCUAAGCACCUCCCACCCACCUCCUCUCCUGGCUGUGGAACCCUACGGAGCCUUAGCAAAGGAGUAACGAAAACCACUCGAAUAUUUUUACUUUCUCUGGAUCAGGACCGUGUUUUUACAGUACAGACCAGUGUUUGCCUUAACUCUUUCUAUGUCUGUCCUCAGCUCCUCCUUAAACACCAUAUAUAUAUAUAUAUAUAUAUAUGGUGUUUCUGUGUCCAGUGGCAGCCACCUCUCUCUCCAAAUCUGUGAAGGACUAUCUUUAGGGCCAUUAUGUAGCUGUUACCUGAUUUUUCUUAGCAAUUGGGUGUGUUUGAAUUUUUGCUACCACACUUAAAAAAGGGGGGUUCCUUUGCAUCAUGUUGCAUUAACAAAAGCACAUCUAUCUCAAAAGUAUUGCAAUUUUGUUUAAAAAAAAAUACAAAAACAGAUAAGGGAUCUUUUAAAAACAUGGGGAAAAUAGAUACGACUGUUUUAAGUGAUAAUUAUAAAAUUAGUUUAUUUGAAAUUAUUAUUGUAAUGACAAAAAAUUGAAUUUCACAGUUUGUGUUUCCCAGCAUGCACAGUGUGAAGAUUUGAAUCUUAAAAAAAAAAGAAAUAAUAAUAAAAAUCACUGUUAAUGGAAUAAGUUUCUGUUUGGUCAAACAAAAAGAAGGAGUUUAAUGACACUGCCUUGAGGUCCACCUCAAAAACUUGAACUGAGCUAAUAAAAAUAAUUGUAGACUUAUAUAAGCAAGAAGCAGUUCAGCAAAGAAUUAUUUAAAGGUGCAUGUGACUCUCUCAAAUUAAAAGAAAAAAUGUCACCAGGUACUUUGAGAAUGAAGAGGGCGCUGUUUUCAACUGUCAACAGUUAUGAAGGUAUGUCUCUUUAAGGCAGUCAUUUUCUAUUUUCCCCAUGAAUUGCUAAAAAAAAGUCACUUAUCUGUUUUUGCAGAUAAACUCAUGAGGAUGUUUCUUCUUCCAACUUGUCUGAAUUCUUCAUUCUGUGGCAUUCUCCCAUGUUUUGUUUUAUUUUAUUUUUUAUUUUUUUGUAAAUUGUAUGCUCAAAUCCAUAAGAGGAAUUCUGGCUAUUUUUUAAAAAGAAAAAAAAAAGUCUGUUAAAACAUUUUUGUGUUGUAAAAAUAUUUAUUAUGUGAAGCUCUAUUAUUUUAUGAUAUUUAUUGCAAGAGACAGUCUUAAAUUUACUCAUGUCUGAAUAUAACAAAAUAUCAAAUACUUACUGAAAAAUUAAAGGGUGGCACAAAAGAAAACUAUGUUAACUUUAAUGCAGAAAAUAUAUUAAUUAAUGAAAAAUA